Amphiprion ocellaris (clown anemonefish) is the source of this 5135-nucleotide messenger RNA. Its product is annotated as glucocorticoid-induced transcript 1 protein. The coding region runs from base 222 to 1694 and encodes 490 amino acids. The record is from RefSeq and is a predicted model, not a curated record. Gene Ontology annotation, biological process: podocyte development. The transcript has 10 exons. Gene Ontology annotation, cellular component: cytoplasm. Lineage: Eukaryota; Metazoa; Chordata; Actinopteri; Pomacentridae.
CUAAACAACUGUCAUUUAGAGUGAGUGGACAGGAUGGGGAAGACGCAGCAAGAGCUGGAAAACACGAAUUAAACGUUUUGAGAAGUAUUGAAAACUACUUUUAAAGUUACCCAUGUUAUGGCUGCAGUUUACCACGGCAUGUGUUAGUGUCUUACAGAGAAGCAGCAACUUUGGCAGUACGUGUUUUUUACUGCGAUAAGAAUUACAGCCACUUUCGGAGGAUGUCGGCCCCUAGCAACUCGCUUCAGCAGCCGAGGGUGAGACGCAGCAAUACGGGUUCCCCCGGCUCGUUCAACAACAGCAGCUGCCGUUUGCACCCCAUCCGUGCCACCGUACCAUACCAACUCCUUCGUGGGGGUCAGAGCAGCCCAACUCGGGCUCAGACCCUGUACGGAGGGGCGACGAACAGCCGGGGCUCAAGUCCCCCCUCCAGUCCGACACUCAGUUCAGGAAGUGCAAAUGCUAAACAGAGACUGUCCCCCGAAAAUAAGGAAUCGUCCUGUCAACCAGACUCUCCAGUUUCGCGAGCAGAAAAGUCCAAAGUACAGGUGCGGAGUUCCAGUGCUAUCCGACGAGCAUCUUCCUUAGAUGCUAUCACAGGGCCAUACCUCACUGGCCAGUGGCCUCGGGACUCGCACGGACCCUACCCUUCCUGUAUGAAAGACAAAGCCACACAGACUCCAGGUCUCUGGAUUGACGAGGGAGCAGAACAGGGAAGUCCUCACCAGCGGUCCGCUUCCUGGGGCAGUGCAGACCACCUCAAAGAGCAGAUUGCUAAACUGAGACUGCAGCUGCAGCGCAGCAAACAGGUUAGCCGGCAGAGCAAAGACAGAGAGCAGAGCUCACUGCAGCUGCCACAACAGGCGCAGCAUGGUGCUGCAUGCCAACCCCAGUACAAAGGAACUUCAACAACCUUGACAACAAUCCCUAUGACAAAAUCCCUCAUAUGCAGAGUGCCGAGCAGUGUGGAGGGCAUCAAUCAUGAGCUGGAAAAUGUGUUCAUCAGAGAGGACUGGGAGCAGGGGAUACAGGCCAUGGAUGCAGUAGAUGGCCGCCGUGCCCCCUUCCCACCACACCGCUACAGCAACGGUGGGGAGACACGUGACACGGACACACAGGCCCCUUCAAGUGGUGAAUCUAGCCCGUCGCCUCGCCCCUGCAGCUCUGACCACCUCCAGUCCCCUGAGGGAAGCCCCUGCUCUGCUGAGGAAAUCGACAAAGACGGUGUGUGUAGUUCUCCUCUCCCCAAGUUUGCCACAUCUCCCAAACCUAACAACAGCUAUAUGUUCAAACGGGAACCUCCAGAGGGCUGUGAGAGGGUCAAAGUGUUUGACGAGUUAGUGUCUGGCAAAUCAAAAGGCUUCCCACUCUUCUCGUGUCCCGACAAAAACAAGGUGAACUUCAUUCCCAGGGGCUCGGCCUUCUGCCCUGUGAAACUCCUCUGCUCGUCUUUGUUUUCCCCUGUGUCUCCCUCUUCCUGCUCCUCCAUCAACCCCGGCCUCUAUGGCAACAACAGCCCAAGGCCUCAGGUGACCCCGACGCUGGCCAUGGCACCACUAGCUACCUUUGCAACCUCCACAGACAGGAGCACCGACUCGAGCAGCAGCGUAAACUCAGACAAAAGCACAGACAGCCAGAGCCCUGACGCAGAUGUGGGGAAAGAUGGCUCAGCACAAGUACUCCUCACCAGCUAGUCCUCAGUGGCAGCAAUAUGCAGCUGUAUCCCUUCCAAAUGUUUCCGUUUUAAAAGAGAUCACAUGAUGCUCGGGGCAAACUAUGCGUUGUGAAGUUCGUGCUGGGUGUCUGCUUUGCCGACUGCAUCUGGAUUGGAGAGGGGGUCCAAGUCAGCAAAGAGGUUGAACCAAGCUGAGAGAUCUUUGGAAGUCCCUGUUGCAUCUGUAAAAUGACAAAGGUAAAUGUCACCAAGACAAGCUGCUGUCAGCAUCUUUGUCCUCGGACUGCAUCUGGUUGAGGUCCAGAAAUAUGAAUGUGAACAAGCUAAAAGUUCUCAUUAGGUACCCAUAAACAUAGUUCUUAAUUUGACUUGGAAUAAAUCUUAUACAUACUACUCUUUUGGCCCGGUCCUACCUUUUACUGCUGGCUUAGAAGGAUUCUGAUUGGAUCCAGAUGAGUGCUCUGUUGCCUGGGUGACGGGCUGUGGAAUGAUCCCGGCCCAAUCUGAAGUGGAGAUGCAGAUUUGGAUUAAUCAUCAGGGGACAGUUGACGUGCCAAAGCAUGAUCCAACAAAUAAAUCUUCAAGGCUAACAUUUUGUAAUUGUUUAUUAACUACAGAUUACACGUUGAAAUUGCACCUUUGAUGGCUCAUUUCAGGCAUCUUUAUUAAAACUGUAUGCUUUGUGUGUCCAUGAACUAUGAGGGAGAACAGUAGAAUAUGUUGUUGAUAUUAUGCUUGGUAACUAACAGCCCAUGCUCUAAAUACAAACUAAUGCAUGUGCAUGAUGGUAUAUCAUAGGUGCUUGUUGUUGUUUUUUUUGCCCAUCAGCAAGUCCCAGUGUGCCAAUUUUUGAAUGAAAUGUUUUGUAGACAGAUGCACACAGAUGACAAGGCUGUAAAUCUGCUACAGGUUUUGUUGUUUAACUGCACCUUCAAGCCUUAUUGCAUCUGGAUGUGUUCUGCUCAUGAGAAUUUGGGGAUUUCCUUCCUCCAUGAUUUGUUUUACAUUCUUUGUCUCUAGCUGUUUUGUUCUUGAUUUGCCAGGCUGGACUGUCUCAUAAAUUCUGUGAUUCUUUCAGGAUUUGGCUGUUUUGGGAACAAAAUUUAAACAGCUUUCUGCUGUGCUGAUUCUGACCUCUUUGAAUGCUAUGGAAUCGUCAAAACCUGAGCUGUCCCACACAGUUCCUUCUGUGAGUUGUGAUGUGAUUGCUAACAGCCAAAACCCUUCAUGUGAUCAACCUUGGCCAACUUUCGAAAGUGCGAAGUAGAGAGUUAAUGAAUAAGUGCACAACAAGUUAAGAGUGCAGAGAGGCAGAUUUGUGCGUCCUCGCAUGGUGUCAAAAGCUAUUUUGCACUUCAGUCAGUCCCUGCAAACUCUUCUACCUGCACUUGCAGACUGAUUACUGCUUUAGCACUUUAUAAUUGCUUUAUACUUCCACCAAGUUCUAUGCGUUCACACAGUUCAGACUGAAUUACGUUGACAGACCCAGGGCCUAUAUAUUGUAUUUGUUUUGUGGUCCCGCAAUUUUAAAUUCAACCUGUCAUAUCUGUUAAAGAAGAAAAACUAGAAUUAGUUUUGACAGCUUUUUAUAAGGAGGAGAUUGAGUCCGCAGUGUGCUUUGUUGAUUAGCUGGACUCUCAACCUCUCUUAAGAAAACCAUCUUCCCUGCAUCUAAACUAAUGUGCCAUUUGUUUCUCCUUGACCUUGAUUUUCUUUAUAGCAAGCAGGACUAUAGCGAGGGUGACUCUGAAUGCAGGAAUCACAGUUAAACCUCACACUCAUGCUAAAUCAAAAGCUCAUAUCAUGAGUUUUAUUCAUACAUGCAAACUAGAAGUCUACAUUUCCUUAUAGCAGUGCUACUCACAGCCACAAGCAUAGCUUAUGUCCUCCCCCACUGGUAUUAUGUUGAAUUUUAUGCUCUAAUUUGUGCAUUUUCUGCAUCAAUUUACAAUGGAAACAUCAUAAUUUGUGUAAAAGACAGCACAAAAUUCAGGCACAGUGCAUAAACGUUAAAGUGUUUAUUCCAAAAAAAGUCCUAUGCUGCUUUUCUUUUCUUUUUUUUUUGAAAGAGACAAAUGCAUGUGUUCUUAAUAUUGAGGGGGAUGUAUCCCUCGCAUCCCUCCUGAAAUCUGCACGUGUGCCCACAGCCCUCCAAAUUGGAUAAAGAAAAAACCAAAUCAGCAAAACCAGGCUUUGUCGCAGCAGCCUGUGCCCAGGCUCAGAUGAAAUGGAAAGUAGUUUGCAAUUACCUACGGGUAAGCAAAUCUAAUUGCCAUAUUCUAAUUGCCUCUUUCUAUUACUUUGACAGACAUGGGCUUGAUAAAUCAUUAUAAAGCCACUUUUCUCCCCGUGUGGAAACAUUUAGCCAGAACAAGGCGGGAAAAAAAAGCGCUCUGCUUUUUGUAUUUUAUAAUGUACUCAUUCAUGGAAAAACAAUGUAACUUAUUAUUUAGCUUUCAAGCAUAUUUGUUUCAGCUCAGGAUUUAAUUAAAUUUGUAUUAAGGUGGAUAAUUUGUUGAGGCUCUGCAUGAUUUUAUCUUGGUGGAAAACUCAAAUAGUCUAUUAUUUGGCCACUAAAGACCUUUUUGGACCCAUUUGCCCAUUUUCUAUCUGACUCACACACACACACACAGAGACCAGUCUUUUCUGACCUGAGACGGAAGACUGCAGAUUAUUCAAGCUCUGGUCCAACAGCUGCGAUGGCAGAAAGAAUGAGUUUUCCUUUUGCUGGCUCUCUGCUGGUCUACCGGAUGCCGCGCUUGUUCCCUCCUCAGUCUCUCCGAACACUUCCGUCCACUCACGAGAAAAGUCGCUGUCGUCCACAGACAAACCGCCAAGGAUCUCGUUGAGUAAGGCCAUGCUGUCCUUCUCCUCUCCUUCCACCUCUGGAUCAGCAGAGAGAAGAUCUGAUCAGGAAAAACAAAAUUGUGUAGGCAGAUUACAGAAAUAUAAGUAAUUUCUCUAUGAUUUGAAUGAUUUAAUCCAUUCUAUGUGCUCAGAAGCUCCUCACACAUUAUUCUGUAUUGGUGGUCAGUUACAAGACGACUCAUCAUGUUAAUCAAUUAGUCAUUUUCUAAGCAAAAAUGCCCCAAAAUACCAUGUUAAAAUUCCUCAAAUAUUAUAAACGAUUAUAAGACAGGAAAACUGAACAAAAACACAUUUAUGCAGUAAAAUAACAUCUAAAAACAUAUUGCGGUUACAGAUUUAAUGAUAUUGCCUUUUACCUUCUCUUGUCUUAUCGCGGGUGUUUUCAUUUUCAUUUAUUUGAAGUGAGAUGAGCCUAUAAAUAUGACAAGCAGAAGAUAAGUUUGUAACAUUUUGUUCAUAUGUGAGCAACAGGUGUGCAGAAAUACUAAUCUGGUUCAGUUAUCAGUGUGGCAUGCAUGUGUUUGGUCUACCUGCACGAGUAAAGAUGAAGACGAGAUCAGUAGAUUUUUAAUAAAAACAACAAAAAACCUCA